Molecule: messenger RNA, 1622 nt
Organism: Episyrphus balteatus (marmalade hoverfly)
Lineage: Eukaryota; Metazoa; Arthropoda; Insecta; Diptera; Syrphidae
Gene: BckdhA
Product: 2-oxoisovalerate dehydrogenase subunit alpha, mitochondrial
Exons: 6
Coding region: 137-1414 (425 amino acids)
Biological process (GO): branched-chain amino acid catabolic process
Molecular function (GO): oxidoreductase activity, acting on the aldehyde or oxo group of donors, disulfide as acceptor
Source: RefSeq, a predicted model, not a curated record
AUCAGCUGUUUUGACUACUUUUAUAGUGAACCUGUUGCUGCCACGCAUAGUAGAAUACCUAGUGUCCUAGUUGAUACGAAAAACAUUCCUCGUUUUUAUUUAUUUGUUUUAAGUUUUUGCCAAUAAAUAUUCAAUUAUGCAUUUGUUUAGAUAUUCCUGUAAUUUACUCUCCAAAGCAUCCCCACAGCGAGUUGCUAGGUUCUGCAGCACUAUCAAACCCAACCCUGAACCAGAAUAUCCCGGUGCAUCAGCGCCUUACAUUGGAAUCCCCAAACUAACAAUGCCCAAAGAAGUUACCCCUAUUCCAAUUUAUCGUGUUAUGGCUACAAAUGGUUGUGUUUUAGAUUCCACCCAAGAUCCUAACCUAUCCAAAGAAACUAUACAGAAAAUGUUUAGAGAUAUGGUUCUGCUUAAUACAAUGGACAAAAUUUUAUAUGAAUCUCAACGUCAAGGCCGUAUUUCAUUUUACAUGACCAAUUAUGGCGAAGAAGCUACCCAUAUUGGUAGUGCUGCGGCAUUGGAACAACGUGAUUUAAUCUAUGGACAGUAUAGAGAGGCUGGGGUACUUGUUUGGAGGGGAUUUACUAUCUCUCAAUUUAUAGAUCAAUGUUAUGGCAAUGUAGAUGAUGCUGGUAGGGGCAAACAAAUGCCUGUACAUUAUGGAUCGAGGGAAUUGAAUUUCGUUACUCUCUCCAGUCCUUUGGCUACACAAAUGCCACAAGCUGUAGGUGCUGCUUAUGCAAUGAAACGACAAAAUAAUGAUACAUGUGUUGUUUGCUAUUUUGGCGAGGGUGCUGCAUCCGAGGGAGAUGCCCAUGCAGCAUUCAAUUUUGCUGCCACACUUGAUUGUCCAGUUAUUCUUUUUUGUCGUAAUAAUGGAUUUGCAAUAUCCACUCCCUCAAGUGAGCAAUACAAGGGUGAUGGUAUUGCUGCACGUGGACCAGCCUAUGGAAUUGCAACAAUUCGUGUUGAUGGUACCGACGUGUUUGCUGUCUACAAUGCUACAAAACUUGCCCGGGAAUAUGUUCUCAAAGAAAACAAACCAAUUCUCAUUGAAGCUAUGACUUAUAGAAUAAGUCACCAUUCAACAUCGGACGAUAGCAGUGCAUAUCGUUCAGCUGAAGAAGUUGAAAUUUGGAAUUCUGAUCGUCAUCCUAUUUCUAAACUAAAGAAUUUCAUGAUUCAAAAAGGAUUCUUCAACGAAACUGAAGAAAGCUCAUUUGUCAGUGAAGUGCGAAAGAAGGUACUAAAACAAAUUACCGAAUCGGAAAAGAAACUUAAACCAAAUUGGAAGGAAAUGUUUGAAGGUGUUUAUCAUGAAAUGCCAAAGCAUUUAAAGGAUCAAAUGAAAGAAAUGGAAGAUCAUAUUGCAGCCCACAAGGAUGCGUAUCCUUUGAAAAAAUUUAAAAACUAAAUCGGUGGAAAUUUGUAACGUGCAGCUUAGCAGCCAACAAACAAAGAGACUUAUUUCAAAUGUGCAUUUAUUUUUGUUGUUAGUUUAAAGGAAAAACUGUUUUAUAGGAAAAGGAUUUUAUUUCAAAUCUUUAAGAGGUUACUCAUAUAUUUGUAUACUUUUACAUUUUAUUGGGACUUUGAUAAUAAAUAUUUUUAUAAAAAUAAAA